AUGGGAAAACACGUGGCAAUGGCUAAAAUUUGCCCUGUUUUCUUGAAAAAGAAACGAAUUAGAGAACUCAUGGCGGAAUUUAACUGUUCCUACAAAAAAGACCUUAUGCUGUAUGUCCCGCCGUCACCUCGACCACCGAUUACGAAAAAUGACCCACCUCUACUUACACAACCUACAUCUGAAAAUGAAUCACCACAACAAGAUAAGCAGAUUCCCGGGACUAGUGAUGUGUAUACCUACACUAGUGUUACGAAAACACCCCCCAGAAGAAACGAGAAAAAGCUCUAA
This is a messenger RNA of Parnassius apollo (apollo), 288 nucleotides long. The record is from the annotation of a GenBank genome assembly. NCBI's taxonomy places the organism in Eukaryota, Metazoa, Arthropoda, Insecta, Lepidoptera, Papilionidae.